CACAACUUGUGAUCAAACAUUCUUUUUUAUCGUUUAGGCCUUAAAUUAUGAAGAUUUUAUCAUUGAUUCUCAUAUUUUCUGGACUCUUCAAUUUCAAUCAAGUGCAAUCCGAAAGCUCGUCUAAAUCACCAGAUACUCAAGUGCCAAAGCUCAGACGUGAAUCUUGGAGACGUUUGGAAGUAAAAAAAUCAGAGAAGAAGCACGUUUUUGAGAUCAAUUGGCCUGGGAAUGGUGAUUUUGGAAAAAAAUUUAAAGUCAAUGUUCAAAAUAAUUUGAAAGGAGCUGAAUCAGUACCGUCUCAUGUGCUUGAACCACCUCUUCCUUACUAUUCAUCAUCACACCAGGACCAACGAGUGGAUAGUUAUCGAUCAUCAACAACCCUUGAACCUCUACCACAGUCCACUUCAGCAUCAACAACUGCAAAAAAAUUACGUAUUCAAGAAACAACAGAAACUUCAUCAAAACGUUCAUUUCUGAUAUCAGAUCCAAGUGUAGAAACGCAAUCGUUUGAUUCCUUGCGGUCAGUUUUUUCGAUCGGAAGUUCUAAGAGACCAAAAAACGUGGGAAAAUCAAAUAGACUUGAUCACAAAUCACAGGAUAUUAAGACUAAGUCUAGUGUAAUCAAAACCAAUCCAUUGAAAGGAUACUUUUCGAGGGGGAACCGCAAGUACCAAUAUCAUGGGAGUGACAGUGACGAAAUAUCUGAUAGAAGAAACUCGUGGGGUGACUCAAGAAAUAGAUAUACUUGGACUAAAGCUCGUUCUACCAAUCGGAAUAAUCACUUGAGGUUUAUAGAUUCUAGUGCUACAUUUGGAGCUGUACCUGGAGUAGCCGGAAGAGAUUAUCCCAUUCAUCAAGAACAUAUUCAUCUUCAAUUAAGAAACUCUGCCAAGAGAUUUACGUGCCCUGUUGAUAAUGAUUCACACAUCUAUUUAGCUGAUCGUGCUUCUCGUUGUCAGAUUUUUUAUAUUUGUUUUGGAACUAAUGUUGGUAUACCCAUGGUUUGUCCUAAUGGAACACUUUUUAGUCAAGAAUUGCAAGUUUGUGAUUGGUGGUUUAAUGUCAUUUGUUAAUAAUCAA
Molecule: messenger RNA, 1080 nt
Organism: Chelonus insularis
Lineage: Eukaryota; Metazoa; Arthropoda; Insecta; Hymenoptera; Braconidae
Exons: 4
Coding region: 48-1073 (341 amino acids)
Cellular component (GO): extracellular region
Molecular function (GO): chitin binding
Source: RefSeq, a predicted model, not a curated record